CCUUUGAGCGACAGAAUCCGACCAAAUCCGUAUAACGUUUAAGCAGUCCCUUGUACGCAGACUUAUUGUGAAACAUUUGUGGAUAAAACGCUGCUGUUCAUUGUAUGAAUACUCCUGUGUUGGACUGUUGCGGAGGCUUGAACAGCCUGGACUACUGCAAGGUGAACAUGGUGCUGAUGGAGGAGGUACUUGAACACAUUGACGUGUUUGACCCCAGGUUCUGUGUCGCAGUCAUCGCCAUAUUCUUCAACCCCUUCUUCUGGAAUGUGGUUGCACGAUGGGAACACCGCACACAGGGUCUUACCAGGCUGUUUGGUAGUUCUUACCUGGCCUGCUACAGCCUAGGCUUUCUGAUCAUUCUGCUUAAUGUCUACCGCAGCCACAGUAUAACAGUGGUGAUGAAGAACCAGGCACAGUGGGAGGUGAUGGCCAGGCCAGAGGUCUUCUACGUGGGUAUAGCUCUCAUGGUGCUGGGUACUCUACUGGUGGUCAGCAGUUUCCUGGCUCUAGGAUUCACAGGCACUUUUCUUGGUGACUACUUUGGUAUUCUUAUGGAUAAGAAGUUGACAGGCUUUCCCUUCAGCCUGAUGGAGAAUCCCAUGUACUGGGGCAGCACUGCCAAUUACCUCGGCCUGGCGCUCAUUGGUGCCAGCCCGGUGGGACUGCUCCUGACCGCUGUGGUCGCCGUCUCUUACAAGGUGGCUGUUGUGUUUGAAGGACCUUUCACUGAGGACAUCUAUAGAGAGAGAAGUCUGCGCUGCAAGCACAAAUGAUUCCCAUUCCACACGCCUCCAGCUCCGGGUUGGGCCAAGGACUCAUGCAUCGUCAUGUGGACAGACUGCAGACAGACAGACAGACCGACUACCAGACAACCUGGAUCAAUAAACCCCUCAGGAUGAGGACUGAAACCAAUGGACAGGAACAGGAAGAGGGGAUGGUUGAAAUAGACCUGUGGUUCACUGCUUCUUCUUGGAGGGGGGUAAAACGGAUGAGUCACCCUGAGGUUCCUAUACUUUCCUCACAUCCUGCUGAACAUGUACAUCUUUCCAAAGUGUAAAAGUGUUCAAAUGUCUGACUGCUGCGAUGUCACUGAGCAUUUGUACAUGCAGACUAAUAACCCCACCGUAAAGCAUUUAUUCUGUACAAACAAGCAUAUAUACAUAUAUAUAUAUAUGUGUGUGUGUGUGUGUGUGUGUGUGUAUAUAUACAUAUAUACUGUCUCAGGGUACGGUCAACAUUGGAAGAAUCAUAAUACAAAGAAACCACCUGGAUUUUUGCACCUUGAUCUUUCAGUUUGUUAGCGCAUUAAAAAACACUGGGUCGACUUUCUUUCAGUUUUUUGAAACUCCACCUGACUGGUCAGCCAGCAGCUAAUGGAUAACUGUUUUAACAAGUUUCUCCUGAUUUCUGCAAGUCAGAUAU
Lampris incognitus (smalleye Pacific opah) is the source of this 1422-nucleotide messenger RNA. RefSeq names its product phosphatidylethanolamine N-methyltransferase (gene pemt). Bases 105 to 773 code for a protein of 222 amino acids. Lineage: Eukaryota; Metazoa; Chordata; Actinopteri; Lampriformes; Lampridae. The record is from RefSeq and is a predicted model, not a curated record. Gene Ontology annotation, molecular function: phosphatidylethanolamine N-methyltransferase activity. The transcript has 7 exons. Gene Ontology annotation, biological process: phosphatidylcholine biosynthetic process.